Messenger RNA from Sorghum bicolor (sorghum), 3145 nucleotides. Its product is annotated as transcription factor PIF5. Lineage: Eukaryota; Viridiplantae; Streptophyta; Magnoliopsida; Poales; Poaceae. The transcript is spliced from 8 exons. Gene Ontology annotation, molecular function: protein dimerization activity. The coding region runs from base 462 to 1736 and encodes 424 amino acids. The record is from RefSeq and is a predicted model, not a curated record. Gene Ontology annotation, cellular component: nucleus.
CAACGCUUGUCCGCCUCCGCCCGCCAUCGAAAUCGCAGCUGCAAAAAUCGCGUCCAUCUCAUCCCAAUCUCAUCUCACUCCCCAUCACUACUAUUUCCCGGGAAAAAAUCCACGCGAAAAUCCCCUCACCCGCCACGGCGCCACCCCACCCCACCCCACCCCACCCCACGGCCUCUCUUCUUUCUCGAGAGCGAAGUGCAGUGUACAGUGAGAGAACACUUAAAACGGGACAGUGGCGCAGCCACCCGGUGUACGAGCACUUGCUCCGACUUGUGUGUGCUCAUGCCGUGCUGCGGUGGCCGUGCUGCUGCUACGGACCUGCCUCAUAAAAGCUCUCCUGCUUGCAGCUUGCACGGAGGCGGGGGUAGAAGACGACUUCGCAAGGCAUCUCUGCUCGAGCGGAGCAGUACUCCGUUCAGGAGACGAGGCGUUCUCCUCCGGGUCCUAGAAAUCCUGCCGAGAUGGACGGCAAUGCGAGGUCGUCGGCGGCGAAUCAGAAGAAGCCCAUCGUCGCGGACGACGACCUCAUCGAGCUGCUGUGGCACAACGGGAGCGUCGUCGCGCAGCCCCAGGCGCACCACAGGCCGGCGCCGGCGCCGGCGCCGCCGCCCUCCGACCGCGACCGCCCGGCUGGCGCCAGCGGCCUCACCGGCGAGGAGACCGCCGCGUGGUUCCCGGACACCCUCGACGACGCCCUCGAGAAGGACCUGUACACGCAUCUCUGGUACAGCACCAUCGCCGACGCCGCCCCGCAACACGAGGGCACGCUCCUGGCUACCCCGCAGCCGUCGCCGCCGCCGCCGCUGCCGGUUGGGAGCAGCGGCGUCGAGUCGAGCUGGGCCGGCGACAUCUGCUCCACCUUCUGCGGCAGCAACCAGGUGCCCAGGACGCCGGCAGGGACCAGCAGGAAGGACGCUGCAUUGCAGUCGGCAGGGACCAGCGGUGCCGGCGGGCACGACGGCACAUCGUCGUCCGGUGGGUCUGGAAGCAACUAUGGGGGAUCCGGGCUGCCAAGUGACAGCGUCCAUGUCCACAAGAGGAAGGGGAGGUGUAGAGACGACUCAGAUAGUCCGAGUGAGGAUGCCGAGUGUGAGGAGGCAACUGAGGAGACCAAACCGUCGCGGCGACAUGGGCCGAAACGCCGGACUCGUGCAGCUGAAGUUCAUAAUCUCUCAGAGAGGAGAAGAAGGGACAGGAUCAAUGAAAAGAUGCGCGCGUUGCAAGAGCUGAUCCCGCACUGCAACAAGACUGACAAAGCGUCGAUAUUAGAUGAGACGAUUGAGUAUCUCAAGUCCCUCCAAAUGCAAGUUCAGAUCAUGUGGAUGACUUCUGGGAUGGCACCAAUGAUGUUUCCUGGUGCUCACCAAUUCAUGCCACCAAUGGCUCUAGGCAUGAAUUCAGGUUGCAUCCCUGCAGCGCAAGGCCUAAGUCAGAUGCCAAGAUUACCAUACAUGAACCACCCCCUGCCAAAUCAUAUCCCUCUGAACUCAUCUCCAGCUAUGAAUCCACUGAAUGCUGCGAACCAGAUGAUGCAAAACGGUCACCUCAGGGAGGCAAGUAAUCACUUCCUUCACCUAGAUGGGCGAACAGCGGUGGUACCUCAGGUACCAGGACCCCAUGUUUAUGGACAUCAAAUAGCACAAGCCGAAGAACCCAAUAGUAUACUGGAAGUGGCUGCUAGUACUGUUGUGCCAACUUCUAGGGCAGGGCAACCACCUAGUUUUGAUGGAGUUUAGAAUGAGGAAAAUCUCGUAAUUUGUUGCACUGAUAGACUGACGAUGCAUAGCAUAGGUACCUCGAGUUGUAUAUCUGUACAGAAGUGUCAGCGACAUAUUCUUUGACAUCUAAGCUUAGUUUUAGAGUAUUAUUAGGAGUCUAGUAUAGGUAACAAGACAACUGCCUGUCUACCACCAUAUUCUAUCUGUGGAAGAAUUCGAUCUGCAUACCACUGUGCAGUAUAUUGUUCAAGAGAGACUGGAAUGGAUGAGUAUUAUACGAAGUACAGCCUGUGAGUUUUAACGGGUGGAUCCCUUCCUUGAGAUUGAAUUGACAGUUUUGUACAUAUUAGGAAAGAGGUAGAUAACGUCAAGACCAGUUGGUUUAACCAUCCUUUUCUUGACACUUACAGGAUCAAGAAAAGGUCUUCUUCCUGGCAAUCACUGAAAAUACUGACAUGAUAAGGAGCAGGUGGCAUCUCUAUAGCUGCACUGUAGUAUAUCUAUAUCAUAUGGCAAUAUACUUGUCUGGACAUGAAUGCUACAAUCACAUGUAAAUGCAGAGUUGAAGGUAGAUAGCAACUUUUCUCCCCUGAGAUGCCAACUCUGACUCCUACUGUAUGUACAAAUGUACUGAUUUUAACAACAGUAUUCAAUCAGCUGUCAAUUCCUAGGAUGUCAUAAGGUAGUGUCGAAACAAUUUUCCUUGGAAUACUGUUAUACUAAAUCAAUGAGAUAUUUGCAGUUUGUUUUCUUUAAUUAGAAAAAAAGAAGUUUUGAAAUGUUUUUGUUAGCUGACCAAUCAGUCUUGUCUUUCUGCCUGCUCCUGUUUCUGGGGAACCAAAACUCACAACACUGAUCUUAUCUAUAUAGGUUGCUAACACCAUUUUCUGCUUGUGGAAAGGUUUGGUCUGCAGGAGAUGAGGUCGCCAGUCAGUCAGUCCAUGCACUUCACACGACGCGGACUGUGGACAUGCUCCACGGCAACGGUUCAGCAUCCUCCUGGCGAUCUUGUGGCUGGCAGCAGCUGCGAGAAUCUGUGUGGAGCCCUACUAUGCUUGUUGCAACUUGCAAGAUGCCAGGCUCUCAUCUUCAGAGUUCAGAUUGGAGGCCGAGGGUUCCCUCUCCAGACUUUUCCUAUGAUGUUACAGCAUUCAAGUGCAUGUUACACUCACGGCCCUAUCAGCACAUGCUACAGGCAGUCCGGUGUGAUGAUAGGAUCAGAUGCUCAUAUCUCCUGAGGUCUUCUGUCUACCACAUUUGGAUUGGAUUUGGAUCCCUCCUCUGUACUGUACUUCUCCUUGCUACCCUGUUGCUUUCGACUCAUGGUUAUUCUCCAUAUGCUUAUAUAUGUAUAUGGCUUGGCGCUUUGUCGUUGCCUCGUUGGAAUGUUGGGCUAUAUUACAAUCAGAGCUAUGGCUGUUUCUGGA